AGUUGGGUACUGUCAUGUCCCAACAUGUCUGGCUGACUGACUGGUCCACCUUUACCCCAGAAUUGAGAAAUCUAAAGUGCGAAAAGGAAAGAAAGGGGAGAUAAAGCAGCAGAGAGAGUUUUGCAUAUAACUGCCACGCCUGUUUUAGCCAUUCCAGAGAGAGAGAGAGAGUGGGGUGGAGAAGGGAAGAUAGCCUUUUUCUUUCCCUUUGGUCAUCUGUCCCCAGCGAUCUGAUUCCACUUCUCUUUCUCUAUCUCCUUCUCAUUUAUCUUUGCUUCGUUGGGACUAUUCACUGAUAUUUUUUGUGAAAUGAGAAUCUUUUUGACAAAGAAGAAGCAAAAGCAGACAUCCUAAUGGCGGAAUGCUCCUAUCUCAGUUUCCCUGCCUCACGGGAUGGGGCAGUGAAAACCUAGCAAGUUGCUAUUCUUAUGAUGCAGCAUCAGAUUUGAUGUGAUCAUCUUCUGAUUUUGUCAAGGACAUCAUGCGGAUGCAAGGAGAUUUUGAUCUGAAUUCAGUCCAAAUAUAUCCUGAUUCACUCAGAGAAGCUUUGAAGAAGACUAUGCUCAGCCAGGAGGUUAUAUUUCGAAAGCAGGUUGAGGAACUCCAUCGAUUAUAUAUGACACAGAAGACACUGAUGGACAAUAUUGCCUGGAUAGAGUUUGAUAGAUACAAUUUGAGGAAAGCAAGCACCCAAUCAAGUCUGUUAUGUUCUGCAAAUUUGGCAAGAUAUGAAGCACACAUGAAAGAAACAGCAAUUUCCUCAAUUCCCAUGGCGGACCCAAAACAAUCUACAAGCCACAUGUCAUUAGAAGGGCACCAGGGUGUCUACUAUAAUCUUUGGCAGGGGCCUCAAGAUCUUCAACUUCCUUCUGAUCAGUACUUUAGCAAUGUUGAUCCAGAGUUGAAGCUUUCCCUGAGCUCUGCCGAGGGAAAUUGGAGAGAGAGGAGUGCUAAGAGAAAUUGGUUUGAUAAAAAAGUUCCACCCUGCCCCCACAACAUUAUUGACUUAGAAGAGUCAAUUUUGAGGGUAUCAAAUGAGAGUGAACAACAUGCACCUUCUUUCAGCCAUGCCGCUCUGACAACUCAUUCUGGAGGUGAGCGUGAGACAGGAUUUUCUAUACUUUCUGAUCCAGUCAUCUCAUGUACUGUGAAGAAAGAUUUACCGGACAAGAUUGCACACAUUUGCCCUCUUCUAGAUGACCACAAGUGCUGUCAAGAGAAGAAUUAUUUAAAGAAAGAACUUAAAGACUUCCAUUUUGGUACCCCAAGUAACAAUCUUUCCACCAAGAUGCGACAGCCAAGUUUAUUUAAAGCAGCACAUUUGGACCUUAACAAAGUUCAACUUGAUGACUCAUCUUGUUGCUCAAAUGAUCUUUUGGUGGCCCAUCCUUCAACAGCCAGUUCAGCACAUGUUUUCAUUGAGCUAUUCGGCAGGGUUCAGGAGGACAAUUGUGCAUCCAUGACUUGGAUAAAAGAAAAUGAAAACUGCUCAAAUGAAGCCUCUGACAUACUUCACCAAGAUGAUGCAGUGAAUUCUUUGAUAGAUUCCAACAGCAAAAGCAAGAUAACAGAAAUAUGGGCUAGUACUUCAAAGUUUAAUGGAUUGUGUGGAAGUGAAGUUGGCCUUUGUGAAGACCUUGGCGGACACGGUAGUGAGCCCAAUAAUGGCAAUGUUGGGUUUCUACUGGAACCUUCAAAAAAUCUUUUACAUGAUCCAAAUGGUAUGUGUAUAGCUAGUGGACAGAUGAACUUUGAGAAGAGCGAAGAAGAUAUUAUUAUACUUGCAAGUUCUUCUCAAAGUCAAAGUACAGUCCAAGGUGGACGUGGCAAUGUAUCUCCUGCUUCAUGCAAGUCCCAGAGCAAUGUUGAUAAUGAUUCCAGCAGUGUGAAGACAAUGCAAUCUGGCAUUGAAAUAGGUAGUUCAAACCUCUCUCCUUUUGAUCAGUUUUCUGGAAACCAUGUAGGGUGUCAAGUUGCAGAAACCUUGUCGGGCAAUCAGGACCAAAGAUCUUUCGACAGCAGUGAAUCAAAACAUGAAUGCCAUAACAAAGAAGAAUCAUCUGAAGCAGAUGCAUUGAUCCAUUGGGCUGCUGAAUCACUUGUCCAUUUCUCCUUGGAGAUCGCAUCUGGUAAUCAAGAUUGUUCUGCCAAAGCAGAACUAACUGAGAUGAAAAAUGAGGGGAGGGAUCAGCCCCAGUGUUCUUCCGACUCUUUUGAGUUAAUUGCUCUCAAUCUAAAAGAAUGCAAUGUAGAUGAGUAUUCUGUAUCAUCAAAGCCAUUUGAAGUGAAUGACAUGGAGACAACAGAUUUUUCUUCCAAGUUAAGAAGGGGUAGGAGAUUGAAAGAUUUUCAGAAGGACAUACUUCCCGGUCUUGCAUCUCUUUCCAGACAGGAAAUUCGUGAGGAUAUAAACAUUCUGGAGGGAGUUCUAAGAUCUAGAGAGUACCGGAAGAUCAGAGCAAGGAUGGCUGAUGGACAGAGCUGGUGUGCACCCGUGAGAAGCAGACGGUCAAGACUCAAUUAUGUUCGAAGGAAAAAAAUUUAGCAAAAUGUUGUUCUAUGUUGGGAGUGUGAUUAUAUCAAACUUCUUUUUAAAAUAGGAGUGGAUUUUUUAACA
Molecule: messenger RNA, 2617 nt
Organism: Juglans regia (Persian walnut)
Lineage: Eukaryota; Viridiplantae; Streptophyta; Magnoliopsida; Fagales; Juglandaceae
Exons: 6
Coding region: 482-2545 (687 amino acids)
Source: RefSeq, a predicted model, not a curated record